This is a messenger RNA of Exophiala mesophila, 1246 nucleotides long. Its product is annotated as mitosis protein dim1. Lineage: Eukaryota; Fungi; Ascomycota; Eurotiomycetes; Chaetothyriales; Herpotrichiellaceae. The transcript has 2 exons. The record is from RefSeq and is a predicted model, not a curated record. Gene Ontology annotation, cellular component: spliceosomal complex; U4/U6 x U5 tri-snRNP complex; U5 snRNP. Bases 143 to 574 code for a protein of 143 amino acids. Gene Ontology annotation, biological process: mRNA splicing, via spliceosome.
CCUUCAUCCAUCACCAUCAGGCUAGCAAGAUCCUUUCUUCGAACGGCUACCUGUUCAUCCACAACCGUCACCUCACAUCUUACCAUCCGGAUCGACAGAAAAAGUCAGCCUCGCAGGGGUCAUUCCCUCAUCACCAUCAAAGAUGGGCUCUGUUGUCAUUCCCCACCUCGUCACUGCCUGGCAUGUCGACCAAGCCAUCCUCUCUGAAGAUGAACGCCUCGUUGUCAUCCGCUUCGGACGCGAUCAUGACCCCGAUUGCAUGCGCCAGGACGAAGUACUCUACAAGAUUGCCGACCGAGUCAAGAAUUUUGCCGUCAUUUACGUCUGCGAUCUGGACCAAGUUCCCGACUUCAAGCAGAUGUAUGAACUUUACGACCCCGUCACCCUCAUGUUCUUCUUCCGCAACAAGCAUAUGAUGUGCGAUUUCGGCACAGGAAACAAUAAUAAGCUCAACUGGGUGCUGGAAGACAAACAAGAACUGAUCGACAUCAUCGAAACCAUCUACAAAGGUGCCAAAAAGGGCCGUGGUCUGGUUGUGUCGCCGAAGGAUUACUCGACCAGGUAUCGAUACUGAAGGGGCGUUUUGACAUUCGUCUUGGGGCACUUUCUCCCCUUGUUGUCACCUCAAGAGCAUCACACCACAUUGCUCAACAUAUGAGAACCAUCCCCAACCCAAGCACAAGCUUGGCCUUUGGGUUUGACGGACUGUUGAACUCAACCCAGGAUGAGGGCACACUUAGUCUCGCAGAUGCUUGCUUUCUGAUUGAUCCCGUUUUAUUGCCCAAAGCGUGUUCAACGAUCUCCAGGAAGCCAAAAGAAGCUAACCCCAUGCCACCCCAGUGUACCUCUGACUUUAUACUCGUAUGACGUGAACGAUUCAGGUGAGAAUGUCUGGCCCCUCGGAUGGCACCUGACGAGACACCACUUGGCCCAACGAUCUUCUCAUGAAACGAGCUCUUCAAGUGUAAGCCAGUGCCGAAGCAUAUUUCCAGUAGCACCAUGAUACCGGAGACUGGGGUCUGGGGGGGCCAGGAGAUUUCCCCCUUCGUGCAUUAUGUACUUCUGAACACUUGCAUAUGUGAUUAGCUGUCUCUGCCACGCCACAUGUCAAUAUGUAUUUUCAAGACAAUCUUUGAGUAGUUUGAAAAUACACUCUCUUUCUCUCCUCAUCAAGUGGUAUACCUAUACAGAUUUGCAAUGUUGGGGCAUUCAUGAUUGUUGUAUCACACAUGAGACGUGUUUCACU